AUGUACAAUACGAUGAAUAAAAAGUUGAAUAAUAAAAUUAAGAAAAACCAUAGCGUUAAUAAGUUUAAUAAAAAGAAUGUGAACAGAUAUGAUUUUAAGAAGAAAAGUCAAAGUUUCAAACAUAAAAAGGCUAAAUUGAAGAAUAGUCAUUUUGGUGUGAAUAAAAAUUGGAAGGACAAAAUCAAAAAUUCGCAUAUAAAAAAAAAAAGAGAUAAUAAUUAUAAUAAUAAAAAAAAUGAGAAUAAAAGGUUUUCUAUAUAUGAUGAGAAUAAAAAAGAUAUAUAUGAUAUUGAACAUGUGAUAAGAAGUAUUAUUGAAAAAAAAGUGUCCUUAAAAAAAGUAGAUGAUAAAUUUAUAAAUAAUGUGAAAACCAUUUAUGAUAUGAAUGAAGAAUGGUUCAUAUUAAAAAAAAAAUUAGAACAUGUUGUAAUCAAAUAUGUUAUUAAAAAAAAAAAAAAAAACCUUCAAUAUGACAAUAUAAAUUUUUAUGUGAAGAAAUUUCAGAAAAGAAAAAGUGUAUAUGAUAAAAUUGACGAUGUUUAUAUUGAUGCUAAUGGUUAUGAUGAAGAAAAUGGGCAUGCCCUAAAUAAUAAGAAAGAAGGAGGAAAAAAUAAUAAGAACGAAGAUGAAGAUAAUAGUGAUAAUAUAAAUUAUUAUGAUAAUAUGAAAAAAGACUCUCCUUUUGUUCAUCAAGUGAAAUUAUUUGAUCUUGAUAAUGAAGACAUUCUUUUUGAUAUGGAUGAUGAAAAAAAACAAGUUGUUUUAAAUUCAAAAUUAUGGAACAAAAAAAUAAAAGCUUUUCUUAUAAAGAAAUCCAUGUCCCAAAAUGUAACAUUAAAUAAUGAUGAUGAAAAAAACAAAUUUAUUGAUUAUAAUAAUAUCCCAAUACAUUUAAACGAAUUAUAUAAUAAUGAUACCAUUCAUAAAAAUCAUUGUACAAAUAAUAAUAAAAGUGAUGUGAAAAUAAAAAUAAAAUUAAUGUUAAAAAAGAAAAUAAAUAUGAACGAUAUUUAUAAUUUAAUUUAUAAUAUAGGUUUAAAUAUGAUUUAUAAUUAUUAUGAACUUUAUUUAGAAAAAUAUUCUAAUGAUGAAGAAAAAAUUCAUUUAGAAAUUAUACAUAAUAAAAAUAAUAUAUUUAGUGAUAGAAUUAAUAAUAUUGUUGUAUUAAUAAAAAAAAAUCCACUCAUAUAUUUUAUAUAUAUAAAAGUAUUAAUUGAUUUCUAUAAUAAGAAAGAAGAUGUAUUUAUAAAAAAGUCCAUACUUGAAUGUUUAAAACAUAUAUAUUUAUAUAUUCUACCAAAUGAAUAUUUACUAAAUAUAGAAGAAAAUAAUCAAAUAAUUUUGCAUUAUAUAUUAAAUAUUAUAUUUAACAGAUUUAAUUUUAAAGAAUACAAUUUUUCUUCAUAUUAUUUUUUCUUAAAUGCAUUAAUAUACAUAUAUUCAUUUGAAAAUUAUUUGAAGAAAUCUUUUCUACAAUAUAUUUUUAUUUUAAAAAAUGGAAUAUAUAGCUUGAUCCCUAGUUUAUUUUAUCUAUCAGCAAAUAAUAUAAAUGAAUUUUGUUUAAAGAAAAAAGAAAAUAAAUUUGCAAAUCUAAAUAUUAUAUUAGAAGGAUAUUGUACACUCAAUAAAGGAAAUCCAUUAUUAUUAAAUUUUUUAAAAUAUUUAAUAACCUUAGAAAAAUUUAAGGAAUAUAUAACUAAUUAUAUUUUUCAAAAAAUACUUGUAAGUAUAAAAUAUUGUGUAGAUAUUAUAGUAGAUCAUUUAAAAAAUAAAAAGGAACAUAAUAUUAAUAAUGUUGAGGACAAAUUAAAAAAGGAUAUUGUAUGUAUAAAUAGAUGUUUAUAUAUAUUAUAUAAAAUGGAUUCACAUUCCUUUAACAAUAUGAUUGAAAAUAUUAUCUAUUUUGCAACAUACCUUUUUGAAAUGUUUUCAAAAAAUAUAUAUGAAUUGCAUGAACACAAAAAUGAAUUAUUGAAUGAAUGGAGUGUAGAAAAAAUGGCUUAUAUUAAUUAUGAUAAGGAUACACAAAAAGGAAUGAUUAUAAAUACCACUAAUAAAGAAUCAUAUUGUUCUAUAUCAAAUAUAUCAAAGGUUGAUAAUAUUAUAGAAAAUAAUGCUGCAUAUAUAGAUAAUUACAAUGAUAAUCAUAUUAAUGAGAUAAAUAUUAAAAAGGAACAUGAAGAUGACAUAAAUAAUGAAGAAAAAAUAAGUAAAAAGGAUAUAUCUAAUGAUUAUAGUUAUAAUAAUAAUAAUAAUAAUAAUAAUAAUGAUAAUAAUAAUAAUUAUAAUUAUAAUUAUAAUAGUAAUCACAAAGGAGAUGAUCAUCAUAGCGAAGACAUUAAUCGUUCUGAAAAUGUGCAUGACACAAAUAUAACAAGUGAACACGUCAAUGAGAAAGAAAAGGAAGUGAAGGGUGAAAAGAAUAAUGUAUCACAAGAUAAAAAAAAGCAAAAAAAAGAGGAUAAAAAAAAAAAUAUAGAAGAAAAUAUAUUUAAUAAAUAUUGUUUAUAUGGUUAUUUGAGUAGCAAAGUUCUUAAAUUAUUAUCAAGUAUUUUAGUAAAAAAUAUGUACUUUAUUAUUUAUAAUAGAUGUUUAUCAUUAAGAGAUAAGAAUAAUAAUCAAUUUAAUGAAAAGACCAAAAAAAUAGAAGAUAACAAAUAUUUACAUAGUUUAAAUGUAUUAUCUUUUUUAAAAGUUAUUAAAAGUGUAGAAUCGUAUAAAAUAAAAAUAAAUUUCUUAGUUCUUAUGUUCCUUUUAUUAUAUUCAUCAAAACAAAUAGAUGACAAUACAUAUUGUUAUUUUUAUAGCAUAUUAAAAGAUAUGAAUUAUUAUGAAAGUGAACAUACAUAUAAUUUAUAUAGUUUAUUAACAGUAUUAAUAUUGACAGAUAAUAAUAUUAUAAGAAAUAUUAGUUUUAUCAAAAGAAUUUUUCAACACAGUAUUCAUUCAAAAGAAUCAUGGACACAUGUUUUUUCUAUUAUGAUGAUAAGAUAUUUGAUAUUGAAAAAACCAGAAUUUAUCAAAUAUUUAUAUCAUGAAGAAAAAAAGUUAUAUGAAAAUAAUCUAAAUUAUGUAAAAAAUAAUUAUACAUUAAAAUUUAAAAAAUAUAAUCAAGGGAAAGAACUUAAUAUCAAUGAUAAAUUAUUUAUUUAUAAUAAGUCGAUAAAUAAUCCAGUAGAUACAAAUUCAAUAUUAACGCAUCUAUAUGAAUUUUAUACAUUCUCUUCUAUGUUAAAUGAUAAUUUCAAAAGCAUACUCUUAGAAUUUAGAAAUAUAACCAUAUUUAAUUACAACCCUUUUCAAAGGAAAAGAUAUAGUUCUAUAAGAAAUUCUGUUCACCUUGAUUUUUCUAGAAGAAAUGGAAGUUUAAUAAAACAGGAGAAGGGAAAUGAGGAUAAUCAGCAUAAUAAGAAUAAUAUGGAUUGUAUAAACAGUCACGAAAAUGAAACUAAAAACGACUUACAGGGUAACAGUAAGAACAACAAUAAUAAUAAUAAUAAUAAUGAUGUUGAUGAUGAUGAUGAUGAUUUGGUUAUUAAUAUAAAAACAAAAUAUAAUAAUAAAAAUGAAAAGGAUGUAAAAAGUGAUUUUACAUUAAAUUUAAAUAGUGAUGAUGUUACAACUAGUGCUGUUAGUAUUGAUGAGGAAAAGAAAGAAGGAAAUAAUAUAUAUAAUAAACAUGAAAAAAAACAAGAACAUAGUAAAAUUAAUAACUAUUCUCAUGUUAAGCAUAAUAGUAUAUCAAAUGAAUUAAUAUAUGAAUAUACAUACGAAACAAGUGCUGUUAUAAAUAUUAUGGAAAAAUUAGCCAUAGAAUAUAAAAAUGCAAAGGAACAACUAAAUAUGCUUAAUACGUAUAAUAAUUUUUUACAUGACUCAUGUAUUAAUGACAGAACGGUGAAUCAUAGUAAUAAUAAUAAUAAUAAUAAUAAUAAUAAUGUUGAUGUAAAGAAACCAAAACAAAAAUUAAUACAUAAUGUAUACCAAAAAUAUUUCUAUGAUAUAUUAUGCUCAUAUAAUAAUAAUAGUUUUAAAAAGUUCAAAGAUAAAUAUCAUAUUAAAAAGAAAAAAGGUAAAUCCAAAGAUCGUGAAGAUGACGAAGAUGCUUCAUCUACUGAUGAAGAACAAGAAGAAGAUGAAUUUUUAGAUGACUAUAUAAGAAAAAAUUUUGACAUAGAUAACGAUAUAGAUAAUGAUGACGAUGAUGAGGAUGAUCUACUUAUUAACAAUAAAUUUAAAAGAAGUCAAAACAAAAGAAAAAUAACAAAUGGUGAUCCAAAUAAUUAUAAAAAGAACUUUAAGAGGAAAAAAACCAAAACAGAUGAUGAUUUAAAAGAUGACACUAUGGAAUUUACAGAUUUUAUUAACAAAUUAAAAAAGAAAAAAAAUAUUUAA
Molecule: messenger RNA, 4395 nt
Organism: Plasmodium reichenowi
Lineage: Eukaryota; Apicomplexa; Aconoidasida; Haemosporida; Plasmodiidae
Product: large ribosomal subunit nuclear export factor, putative
Exons: 1
Coding region: 1-4395 (1464 amino acids)
Biological process (GO): ribosomal large subunit assembly
Cellular component (GO): preribosome, large subunit precursor
Molecular function (GO): rRNA binding
Source: RefSeq, a predicted model, not a curated record